This is a messenger RNA of Leptosia nina, 432 nucleotides long. NCBI's taxonomy places the organism in Eukaryota, Metazoa, Arthropoda, Insecta, Lepidoptera, Pieridae. The record is from the annotation of a GenBank genome assembly.
AUGUGUGGGAAGUUCUUUGCGAUUGCUCCAGAUGGCGUUCGAUGCAAAGACUGUAAUUUUCACUUGCAUAAAAAUUGCCCAAAAGCAGUAAGUCCAAGUUCGAAAAAAUGCUACAAGCCGUGUCUGAUAGCUCGCUCGAAGAGUAAUCGAGAUUAUGUUGGCAGCAACAGUAGCAGCAUACCUCAUAACGAUGCGACUACGGCCGGUGAUAUUGGUUCUUUAGCAUUAUCAAGUGACGUCGUCGCUUCAUCGUUCGAGGAGUUAAAUCAAAUCUUAUCCCUUCGCACGAUUAUUAUCGACUUCAAGUCAGAAACAUAUUCUCAACUCACUAGAGCAAUUGCCUCCUUCACAAGUAGGCUAGAUAAUAUGGAAUCUAGAAUAUCUAAACUGGAAGAGAGCGUGCUUCAGCUGGGGGCUAAUAAUCAGCUGUGA